UGGGUGCUGCCCCCAGGUGCUGCUCUUCCUCUUCUUCUCCUUCGCCGGGCUCUACCUCACGCUGCACGUAUCCGUGGGGCUGGACCAGGAGAUCGCUAUGCCUGAGGACUCGUACAUGCUGCAGUACUUCUCCGACAUGAACCAGUACCUGCCCGUGGGGGUGCCCACCUACUUCGUCACCACCAGUGGCUACAACUUCUCCUCGCCCGAGGGCACCAACGGCAUCUGCUCCAGCGCCGGCUGCGACGACAACUCGCUGACGCAGAUGAUCCAGUACGCCACGCGCUUCCCCAACGUGUCCUACCUCGCCAUCCCCGCCACCUCCUGGGUGGACGAUUUCCUCGACUGGCUCAACCCCACCGGCCGCUGCUGCCGCAUCCACCGCUUCGGGAACCUCACCGGGCAGUUUUGCCCUUCCACCAGCAGUGAGUGGGCACUGGUGAUCCCUGGGGGGGCUGGGGGGGACGUCGGGGGGAGCCCUGCGGUGCCU
Oxyura jamaicensis (ruddy duck) is the source of this 490-nucleotide messenger RNA. Its product is annotated as NPC1-like intracellular cholesterol transporter 1. The transcript has 3 exons. Lineage: Eukaryota; Metazoa; Chordata; Aves; Anseriformes; Anatidae. The record is from RefSeq and is a predicted model, not a curated record. The annotation marks the transcript as partial.